AUGAACAAUACACAACUAGACCCCGGCCUAUCCGCCAUGCUCGCGUCAACCAAUCUAUCCAUCGACCCGGGCGCCCUCUUGCAGCAGCAGCAGAACCAGUAUCAGCAGCAACCGCUUUUUGAAGGCGACACAUCCUCCUCCCGCACCACAUCCACCUCGUCUGUGCCGCGAUUAUCCACGCCCAACACGGAAGACGACGAGGACGAUCUCGAUGAAGAAGCAGAAGAGGACGACACCUCGAAGAAGCCCAACACGAGAAGCAAAACUAAGAUGCCCGCCGCAUCCACCAGGUCCAAAACCACCAAUGCCACCACAUCGUCUACCAAGUCCAAACGGGGAGGAGCCGGCGCUGCCGUGGGCGCGGCCGACAAGCGUCGCAAGCGCAACCUCGAGCGCAAUCGCGCCGCCGCUUCCAAAUGCCGCCAGCGCAAGAAGCAGUGGCAGGACGGCCUCGAGCGCAAAAAGAUGGAGCUCGAGACGCGCUACAAGGCUUUGCACGGCGAGGCUAAGGAUCUGAUGGAGGAAGUGGCCCAGCUCAAGAAUUUUGUCAUGGCCCACGCCGCUUGUAACGACGCCAACAUUGACGAUUGGAUCCGCAACGAGGCCGACAAUUUCGUCCGCCGCAUGAGCGGCGCUCACAUGCACCAGGCGAGUCAGAGCGCAUCAGCCGCCGCGUCCAUGGGCCAGAUGCGCUCGCCUACUCAGAGUGUCCUGACGGCGACACCCCCGAUGAACGAUAGCCUAAAUGCCAUGUUUGCACCCGGGGGCUCCAAAGCGCCAUUUGACAGGGCCCCCCACACCCAGCAGCCCGAUCUGCGAUCCGGCGGCGCCACAGACACCUCCGAUCAAAACAGCAACAUUUUCAACCAAGAUUUGCUCAUGUUAUCAUCCAUGUAG
Beauveria bassiana ARSEF 2860 is the source of this 897-nucleotide messenger RNA. Its product is annotated as bZIP transcription factor. Gene Ontology annotation, biological process: regulation of transcription by RNA polymerase II. The record is from RefSeq and is a predicted model, not a curated record. The transcript has 2 exons. Lineage: Eukaryota; Fungi; Ascomycota; Sordariomycetes; Hypocreales; Cordycipitaceae. Gene Ontology annotation, molecular function: RNA polymerase II cis-regulatory region sequence-specific DNA binding; DNA-binding transcription factor activity, RNA polymerase II-specific. The coding region runs from base 1 to 897 and encodes 298 amino acids.